This is a messenger RNA of Microcebus murinus (gray mouse lemur), 2891 nucleotides long. The record is from RefSeq and is a predicted model, not a curated record. NCBI's taxonomy places the organism in Eukaryota, Metazoa, Chordata, Mammalia, Primates, Cheirogaleidae.
CGCGGAACUCGCGUGGGGCGCCGGCGGCGGCCGAGGGAGUGUGACUGCGCUGCGCAGGGCGCUAGGAGGCAUUGUCGCCUUGGCUGUGCCCCGCCUCCUCCCUGACGCCCCGCCUGUUGAGUGAGUCACAGGCCAGCGCACACCUGUGUCCUCCUGCCUGCCUGGCCGCUGGUUCAGGCCUGGACCCUGGGUCUGGUGAGGUCAUACGUGUUGAUCCUCCCAGAACACCGGUAGGGCCCAGGUGCCGCCACUCUCUGACAGGCAGAUCAGCCACUCCAAGGGCCGAGCUGGAUGUGGCCUGGGCUCUGGGCUCCGCAGGAGGAGGCACAGGCCCCUUUGUGAGCAGCAGACCGGCCUGGGGGCUGGCGGCAGGACACCCGUGGCUGCAUGCUGAAGAAGAUGGGUGAGGCCGUGGCCAGAGUAGCGAGGAAGGUCAACGAGACGGUGGAGAGCGGCUCUGACACCCUGGACCUGGCCGAGUGCAAGCUGGUUUCCUUCCCCAUUGGCAUCUACAAGGUCCUGCGGAAUGUCUCCGACCAGAUCCACCUCAUCACACUGGCUAACAACGAGCUCAAGUCUCUCACCAGCAAGUUCAUGACCACAUUCAGUCAGCUCCGAGAGCUCCACCUGGAAGGGAAUUUCCUGCACCGCCUCCCCAGUGAGGUCACUGCCCUGCAGCACCUGAAGGCCAUUGACCUGUCCCGGAACCAGUUCCAAGACUUCCCCGAGCAGCUUACCACCCUGCCGGCGCUGGAGACCAUCAACCUAGAGGAGAACGAGAUCGUGGAUGUGCCCGUGGAGAAGCUGGCCGCCAUGCCAGCCUUGCGCUGCAUCAACCUCCGCUUCAACCCGCUCAGCGCCGAGGUGCGCGUCAUCGCGCCGCCACUCAUCAAGUUUGACAUGCUCAUGUCUCCGGAGGGCGCCAGGGCCCCACCGCUGUAGGCCACCCUCCUCAUGCCCACCCAGCAAGGGACAGAGGCCACCGGCCUGGCACCCUGAAGGAAGGGGGGCCCACGGGCCCAUGGGAGGCCAAGCUUGGGGGGCUGGGGGCGGGUGGGCCGCACAGCACGUGGUGGGCGGGGGUGCAGCCAGUCCAGGAUAGGUAGCUUGCGGCAGUAGUGGACUUGGAAUGUUGAGGGAGGAGGUGACGUGGGGGCUGCAGCCUGGACUCUGGGCACUCACAGCUGCUGUGCAAACUUGGACAGAUCUCCUGCCCUCUCUGAGCCUUGUUACUUGGAGAAAGGGCAGGGAGCCUUUGCCUCCUUUGGGUGCCUUGGAGGUUGUUCAGGCAGUACAUGCCUCCACGUUACCUCCAAAUCAUCGGCAGCUCUGAGCCCACAGAGGGGCACUGCUGAGCGUUUUCUGGGCCCCUGCGGCUUUGAGGCCUUGUUUCUAGUACUGAAAGCCAGUUGCUGCCUGAGAGGAGUAGAAGACAACCUCCAUCUAUUUAUUGCUUCCUGAGAACCAACCUGGAUUCGACCCUCUGCAGGUCCCAUCCUCAGCCCUUUGGGUCCCCGAUGGUCAGUCCCCUGCCAGGAGAGGGCCUGGGGCUCUUGCUUCCUGGUAACACCUGUGGUUUGGAGAACCCUCACCUCUGGUCCGCCAGGUAUCUACCUCCCACCUUCUCCUCCGUGGAGCAAGCAGACUCAGAGUGCCCAGACCCCACCUGGUCUGCACCUCUGUCUGGGUCUGUAGAGGCACCUGAGGCCCCAGGACUCGGGACAAAGCCAGGCCACCCAAAUCCUGCGUUCUGGAGGCCAGUAGCUACUUUACCGAGCUGUUCUGAGCUCGGACCACUGCUAAGUGCAGUAAGCCCUUCUCAGAACACUCCAGCUCCCUUCCCCCUGCCCAGGUCUCCUGUCUCUUGGCAUGGAGCUGACUGGUUGGGCCAAUGUUGGCUCUGUGUCCAAGAGAGACUUGUUCACUCCGUUCGUAUCCCAAGGUUGCUUGGUCAAACUCUGGGAAAGGAUGUUCAGGGUCAGGCGGUCAAGACAGGAUCUCCAGGGUUCCCGAGUCCAGCUGUGGAUGUGGGGGGCAAGUAGAGGCUGAAGUCCUGUCCAGGCUGGACGGGCCCACCCACCCUGUGUCCUGGUGUGGGGUUUCUCCUUGUUGAAAAAGACGCACACUUUUGUGAUAUGCACAAAGUGUGGCCAGAGCCUUGCACUCCAGGUGUGGUCUGUGGACAGGAAGCAGCAGUGUCACCGGGGAGCUUGUUAGAAAUGCAGAGUCUCGGGCCCCUGGAUUCGACCCUCUGCAGGGCCCAUCCUCAGCCCUGUGGGUCCCUGGCCUGGCAGGAUGGUCGGUCCCCUGCCAAGAGAAGGCCUGGGACUCUUGCUUCCUGGUAACACCUGUGGUUCAGAGAACUCUCACCAGAACUGCCUUAGCAAGAUCCCCAGCUGACUCCUACAAGCACUUUACAAUUCGGGAAGCAAGGGCCUCAGGGUGACCCUGGGGAUGACCUUGGAGCAGAGGAUGAAUGUUCUCUCAGUUUUCCCCCUGCCACCUCCAGGGAGUUGAGUCUGCUCAGCUCCUUCCCUAACCCAGCCGUGGGAGAUCCUUGGCCUCUUAGAUCUUUCCAGAGUCUUAGUCCUGACACUCCCAAGGAAGGGAGUGACCCACAGUCACAAGGAGGUGAGGGUUGGGUGUGCCCAACCCUCUGGACCCUGCCUUUCUGGUAACCCCUGCAUGCCAAGCCGCCUGCUUACCCAGGUCCUCGACUCGGACCCUUUGGAGGGGUUGCUUCUGGAAGUUGUUUUCUACUCUGCUGGGAGAGUUGCCCUUGACUCUCGGGGAAAACUUGGGCAGUCAGAAAAGCCCCCAGAUCAGAGCUCACUGUGUGAGUAAGCCUCUUAGCUUCAGUCUGCAAUAAAGAAUGUGUUGGUUUCAUCUGC